Fopius arisanus is the source of this 1215-nucleotide messenger RNA. Lineage: Eukaryota; Metazoa; Arthropoda; Insecta; Hymenoptera; Braconidae. The record is from RefSeq and is a predicted model, not a curated record.
AUGAGCUACACCCAAGAUUUUCAGUACGCGAUCGGUUGGAACCGCUUCAGCCUUGACAUCCUGGGUGCAUGGCCCCGACGAAAUUGCGGAAUAAUUCAUAGAGAGAGAUCACUAGCCUGUGCAGUCGCCAUAAUAGUGCUGAUCUACCUGCCGCAAUCAGCCAGCGUCAUCGUCCACUGGGGCAACAUGGAUGCGGUGAUCGAGUGCCUGUCGGUGAACGGUCCGGUAUUCCUAGCCUUCGCCAAGCUACUUCUCUUCCGAUACCGCCGAAAAGAACUGAGAAUGCUUAUUGAUUCCAUGAGGGAUGACUGGGAGACUCAGAGGAACCUCGAAGAGCGUCAGGUGAUGCUGAAGACAGCGAAAAUGAGUCGAGUGAUAUCACUUGGAUCUGGAGUUAUCACUCAUACUUUAUUCGUCGCCUAUAUUUUUUACAAGAUAUAUUUUGGAAUAGAGGAGAUGAAGCGCACGGACCUCGACCCCCGACUCGCAGUGGGUCUUCUUCAUCCCGCGUGGCUUCCCUUCGACACCAAAAAACCCGAGUACUUCAUACCCAUGUGGAUUGGCCAGUGCUUCUGCACUUUCUUUUCAAUGACCAUGUACGCAGUGUUCGACUGUAUGAUCUCAGCAAUGGUCCUCCACAUUUGCGGACAGCUAUCAGUAAUUGGCCUUUCCCUGAGGAAUUUAGCCGACUCCGAUGUCAGCAGUCCUCCGAAUUUGUUCCGAAAAAAAUUAAUCCCGAUCAUCAAACGCCAUGAGAAAUUAAUUGACUCGAUCGCUGUCAUCGAGAAUUCUUUCAGUGCUAUUCUUCUUCCUCAAAUGCUCAUCUGUACGUUCACCUUCUGUUUCCAAGGUUAUGCACUAAUUGCGAGUUUGCUGGGGUCGUCAUCUGGAAGAAUAACUUUUCUCGAGACAGCAUUCUCCAUCACAUACGUCUUUUAUACCGUCCUACACCUCUUCGUCUAUUGUUACAUCGGCGAUCAACUUCUUGUGGAGAGCUCAUCAAUCAGCUACUCAGCUUACGACAGUCAAUGGUUCAAUCUCCCAGCACGUGAUGCACGAUUUCUGCUAUUCGUGGGAUACCGAUCAUAUCGACCACUGAAAAUCACCGCUGGAAAAUACUGCGGGUUUUCGAGAAAUCUAUUCAUCAUCGUCCUCAAGACCUCACUAGGGUAUUUGUCAAUGCUAUUGACGGUCAAACAGCGGAUGAUUGAUUAA